Messenger RNA from Arabidopsis lyrata subsp. lyrata, 591 nucleotides. Its product is annotated as disease resistance protein RPS6. NCBI's taxonomy places the organism in Eukaryota, Viridiplantae, Streptophyta, Magnoliopsida, Brassicales, Brassicaceae. The record is from RefSeq and is a predicted model, not a curated record. The transcript has a single exon. The coding region runs from base 107 to 496 and encodes 129 amino acids.
ACCCACCCGUCACCAACGUGUUGCAAAAAUACUAGUAUAGAUUAGUACGUUUCUAAGUAUAAUUUUUCUGUUUAUUUUGGUUCAGUCACUUAAAUUCCUCAAGGAUAUGGAUUUGUCGGGAUCGCUAAACCUGAAAGAAAUCCCAGAUCUUUCAAAGGCGACCAAUCUUGAGACGCUGAAUCUUAACGGUUGUUCAAGCUUGGUGGAGCUUCCUUCCUCUAUUCUGAAUCUCAAUAAACUGACGGAUUUGAACAUGGCUGGAUGCACAAAUCUGGAGGCUCUUCCAACUGGCAAACUGGAAUCUCUUAUCCACCUCAAUCUUGCUGGAUGCUCACGGUUGAAGAUUUUCCCUGAUAUCUCUAACAAAAUCUCAGAGCUUAUUAUAAACAAGACUGCCUUCGAAAUAUUCCCUUCUCAACUGCGUCUAGAGAAUCUAGUUGAACUUAGCCUGGAGCAUACAAUGAGUGAGAGGUUGUGGGAAGGAGUUCAGGUAUGAAUUAUUUGCUAAAACUUUUCAAUUACUAAUUUUUUAAAUAUAUCAAAUAUAUAUUAAACGUUAUAUCUUUCAAAGACUAAAAGCUUUUCUAAAUA